Amblyraja radiata (thorny skate) is the source of this 4607-nucleotide messenger RNA. Its product is annotated as growth/differentiation factor 6-A. The coding region runs from base 832 to 2058 and encodes 408 amino acids. Gene Ontology annotation, cellular component: extracellular region. Gene Ontology annotation, molecular function: cytokine activity; growth factor activity. The transcript has 2 exons. Gene Ontology annotation, biological process: BMP signaling pathway. The record is from RefSeq and is a predicted model, not a curated record. Lineage: Eukaryota; Metazoa; Chordata; Chondrichthyes; Rajiformes; Rajidae.
CCGGCCGCCAGUUCAUUGCAGGGCUGCGUAAAGGCUGGCAUUUAAAACAGAGUAUUGCAGAGGAGGGAGAUAAUACUUCGCUCUGCCACCACCACCACUCCCUCCACCACCACCACCACCGUCACCACCACCACCACCCUCUCCACCAUCACCACCACCACCCCAACCCCACUCCUUGUAAAUCGAAGUCAUAAACCGCUUAACAUCUGCGGGAAUGAAAACUCCGACGAGGAAGUAGCGAGUGUUGUGGCACUUAAUUGAAUAUCGCAUCUUGAGGGUUAAAGUGUGGCGACCCCGAUGCCCUGCAUCAUCCGAGUCUCUUGGGACGACUGCAGCACCUGCGAUCAAUUCGUUGCAAUUGUGGCACACAGUGUGGCAGUGCGCGCCGUGUCUCGGCGGGCAAACCUCCAGCCUUUCUCCAAAACUACACACAGAAGUUCAAGGAACAAAGAAGCAAAGGGAAGAUUUUAUUUUUGCAACGCAGAAUGGUGAAUUAAAUUGCACCUCUAUUCGGAAUAGAUUUGCGGAAUAACGCCGUUCCCAGUGAUGUAACAUCGCGGGCUUGCUGGACCUAAAUUGUUUUUUAAAAAAAGUUAUAUUUUUCAAAAAAAAAGUUUUGCUGGGAUAAAGUUUGAGCCAAUCAGAAGCGCAGUGGGGGCGCUCUGCUCCGCGGAUGGUUGCAGUUGCAAGGGUUUGAGCGGCGCUCUCCGUAAUGUAACCAAGUCAGCCAGGCACCCGGGGGAAGGUGAGAGAGGAAAGCCAUCUAUCUGAACGUGUGCUCAACCACUGGCUACAACACCUCCCGAUCUUGGACACAUAAUCCCUUCCAGAAUGGAUAUACCGAAGGCUGCAGCGCUGGUGUGGUGCGCCCUUUGCUGCUGUUGGGAUUUCCUUUGUGUCCUUGAAGCUGCCACACUGGGAUCUCUACAGGAUUCCCCUGCUCAGGAUGCUCUGGGUCCCUCAUCACCUCUGGACAGCAAGCACGAUCGGACCUUCAAGCGCCAGCGUCUCCACACCGGCUCUGUGGUGCCGCACGAGUACAUGGUGUCACUUUACAGGACCUUGUCGGAGUGUGAAAGGAGAGGGUUGAACAGCAGCCUGGUCCGUGCCCGACCCCGUGCCAACACUGUCACCAGCUUCGUGGACCAAGGAAAUGACGGAGUUCCCCAUGAGAAGAAACAGAGAUAUCUGUUUGAUAUUUCCAAAUUGCCCAAUACAGAGGAGCUAGUUGGAGCCGAGUUGAGGAUUUUUCGAAAGUUGCCGGGAGACCUCCACGGGAUGCUGUCCCUGGGGGGCAGUAUGUAUCGUAUUCUACUUUAUUCCUGUAACCAACUGGGGGACUACCCACCGAAGCGGCUCGACUCGAGGACAGUAGACAUAUUGGACGUCGAUUCGUCGAAAUGGCAAGUGUUCGACGUGUGGGAUUUAAUGAAAAGCCACAUCACUGCUAACCUGCUGUGUUUAGAUGUGGAAAUCAUUUCCGAUUACUCCCAGGAGGCCUUAGAUCCGAGACAUUUGGGAUUCAAUCGCUCUGAUCUGCAGCCUCGGGAGAAAGCUUUGUUGGUGGCGUUCAGCAACGCGAAGAAAAGGGAAAACCUAUUUCGGGAGAUCAGAGAGAAAAUCAGAUCUCUGGGUGGGGCGGACUCACUACAAACCAGCCGUGAGCCCAGUGUCAAGCGCCGCAGAAAAAGGAGGACCGCGUUCUCCAGUAGGUCUAGCAGAGGAAGUGGGAAAAGAGCCAGGUCGAGAUGCAGCAGGAAACCUCUUCAUGUCAACUUCAAGGAGUUGGGAUGGGACGAUUGGAUUAUCGCGCCUUUAGACUAUGAGGCCUACCAUUGUGAAGGGAUCUGCGACUUCCCGCUCAGAUCCCACCUUGAACCCACUAACCACGCCAUUAUACAAACGCUGAUGAACUCCAUGGACCCCGAGUCCACGCCGCCCAGUUGUUGCGUCCCAUCUAAACUCAGUCCCAUCAGCAUACUGUACAUCGACUCGGGCAACAAUGUAGUCUAUAAACAAUACGAAGACAUGGUGGUGGAAUCAUGCGGAUGCAGGUAGCGCCUUGACCCUGGUCCUCCAAUCUGAUUUUACAUGAGGCUAAAUACUGCAGCGGGGUUGAUCAAUGCUAAUGCGCCCAAUUAUUGUCAAGGGCAUCUCAGCGAGGGGCUGCCGUGGGGAGGAUCGACUCUGGCCGCGGGGAACGGCGUCUUCCUGGCCCCGACCACUGCAUCAAGCUGGCGAAAGAUCCAACCAUCUAAGGCUUCAAGGUUUGGGGAAUUGGAUAAUGAGUUGUACAAAAUACACCCAUGUUCUUAAUUUGUGGUUAAGAUGGAGACCGGACCCUAAUGCAUCAGUCGAUACCUAUUUUUUCCCCCAAAAACCUCCAGCGAUGGGUGCUGACAGUUUGGGAAGUUCACUUAAACGUAAAAUCCGUUCCAUCUGCUCUUUCUGUAGCGUGACUUAGCGCGCACAUUCACUCAUUUUUUUGCAACCUGAUCAGCGAACUGCCCUAGCGGGGGCAUCCCUGCUGCAAGGAAGGAGCGGCCGAUCUGGUUUUGAUCAUUAUUAACAUGUGCUAACAAACGUGAGCCAGCUGCAAGCGGAAGGCCUAGACGGCAAUCAUUGAAAGGAAAAGCCAGCUCUAUCCUCGGCAAGAUCGCAUAUCUGUCUGUCGCAGAUUAACCCAUCAAGCACAGAGAAUAGGCAGAGAUGGCUACGCCUCGCCCACUCACCCCAUCUCCACCCGCCUCUGCGUGGAUCUAAAACAUUCGACUGUUAAAGCACCACCGACAUUCAUAGAACAGUAAUGAUUCCAUUAAAAUCGCAUCAAAUCCGCGGUCUAAUUUGAAAGAAAAAAUACACUGUUACAAUCCUAAAUCAGUUUACACAUGAUGUCUCAUUGGAACAUUCAGUAUCAACAUAAUCGGCAGUGGUACAAAUAUGAAAAUAUUACAAAGGCCAAUCGUGUUUCCACGUUUAUAUUUGCCAUUUGAAAAAAAUAUACUAAUAUUUUACUUUCCUCGCGUAAUAUUCCAAGUUAUUGUUUAAGGCAUACGAAGUGAACGUAAACCUGUCCAUUUAGGGGACGAGAAUGUUUUUAAAAGGUUAGACUUUCCAGGGUCGCUGGGAGCAUUUUUGUAGAGGGUUUACUGAGUGCCAUUGAUGGUAAUGGUAGGUAUAUCUGAAAGCACCAGUUGUGGUUUCAUAUCUACAGCAAUCUUGGAUUAGUGCAGGGUUUCAUUUGCUUUCCUAUCUUUAUAGCAAGUACGUUUUUACGUACGUUUUUCUGUUAAUACGUUCAAUAUGUUUCCCUCGUCAGCCCCCGUCAGUGGAUAUAGAUUCUCCCUACAACAACAAAAAAAAAAAGUUUUACAUUUCCUCUUAACUUUUCCCCCCUGUACAAGACAAGUCAUCAUUUCUACAGUUUCUAGCCACUUCUUCUCUCAAAUCAAGCAAAUGACCGUUCGCUCUUUCCAAGCCUUGAUACUUCCAUGUGACGGACAAAAUUGAACAUAUCUCCACAGUUACACAUUAUUCAGCGAUCCAUAAAUAUUUACCUCAAUUAUCUUCUUAAAAAAUAUUCUACCCAUUUAUUUAUAAAGUGAAGGUUGAUGUGCGAAUUUAAAAAUCCUAAAAAAGAUUUGAAGUUACUAAAUGAUGCCAUGUGGUCUGUCUGAUUUUGACCACCAUCACAAGCAAACAUGCAGAAUGUUGAUUUGCUUCUUGCCUAUUAGUCUCUCAAUGGCGUGUUCCAAGACAUUAAUUACCUCCCGGUACAACUCAUACCAUGCAGCUACAAAUAACAAUGGGACAAAUGACCCGUAAUCCUUUCAAGACAGGGAGCUCAAAGGAGGAACAUUGGCUGGUACUGAGAAAUGAGCAGCUUCAGAAUGAGUAUAGAUACUCCCUGGACCGAUGAGUUACUCUAGCACUUUGUGCUAGAUUCCAGCAUCUACAGUUCAUUGUCUCUUAAGAAUGUGACAGUUGCAAAUUGGAGCAUCAAAAUGAAUUUUACCUUAAAUAUUGUUUAGGUUCCUUAGGAGGCGCCGGAAUAAUAUAGCUGUCGUUCUUUAAUGAAUUAUCUUUCAUAAAGUCCUGCUCUCGAUAUCUGUUGUCCGCCCACGGUUCCUGAAUGCAGUAACUGUCAAUUGCAGUCUAUUGGUUGUGCAUUCCCCCCCUAGAUUAUUGACAAUGAGGUAUCGAAUGUGCGAUACGUUAGCUUAGAGAAAUCUUGUUGUGAAAAGCAAGGGGACUAGAAAAAAAACCUACCCUAAAACGAUCCCUGCAUUAAAAAUGUCAUCGACUAUGAAAUCUGUAUACAGUCGUGUCCUGCUAUCAUGUCCCCCACUUCUUUAGUGUGUAUAAUGACUAUUAUUAGUUAUGAUAUUCAAUUUCUAAAACGGAUAUAUUAUCCGUGUUAUCCAGAGUUCGCAGCAGAACACGGUUGUUGGUUGUACUUACAAUGGGACCGUCUACUCGAGCCAAUCGACACAAAGCUGGAAUCUGGGCCCGCGCAGAAUUCGUGUGAAUGGAAAUUUAGGAAACUGAAAAAACAUGCGAGUGAAAAGUCCCUAGCCCUGUUCUCUAUAGUCCCCCACUUCCAUAAU